This is a messenger RNA of Cylindrotheca closterium, 975 nucleotides long. Lineage: Eukaryota; Bacillariophyta; Bacillariophyceae; Bacillariales; Bacillariaceae. The record is from the annotation of a GenBank genome assembly.
AUGGAGGACAAUACACUCUACAUGGAAAAGUACGACACUUCUGCCCACGAUGAUGAGCACGUUGAUGUCAAUGCUUACUACGACGACUACGAUCCCUCGGCCAUUGUGGAUGAAGUCUACUCUGACCUGUUGCAAGAUGAUACUAGCACCAUCAUUAGUUCUUGGUUACCCAAAAUACUGAGGCAACAACCCGUUGUUUCUUGGCUCAUCAAGGUGUUCGAACGAGCCCUGAGUUACAUCCUCAGUCAGAAAUCUGGCUCAACCACAAGCACUCUAUCCAUGAUUUUGAUCGUAAUGGUUCUAUUGCUUGCGCCACUCGCGAUUUUGGGGUUCUUUGAUAACGAUGAUUCAGCUGAUCCAGACACACCUUAUGGUGUGAUGCUGUAUCGAUCUAUAUUGCGUCUGAUCGAUGUCACAUGGUCCCUUUGCAUGGCGCCCUUUGAUGCAGUUCUUAGGUUGCUUAGUCCAGCAUCCUACUCUCCUCUUCUGGCAGAUGACUACGAUGAUGACAAUGAUGAUGAUGAUGCCCGGCAGCAAAAAGAUGCAACCGUCAAGGGCCCGUCAUCUCGUGUUCGGAUUCUCCGUGCCUUGGCUGGCAAAGCGACUCAACCAACCAAGAUGCCUCCACUAGUCCCAAUUCCAGGGGCAAAGGAGGAAUUGCCAAAGAGACCAAGUCUCAAGCAACCACAACCACCACCCGAACUGGAACCAGCCUUUCUCAACCCACAAGACUACCCACCGGGAUGGCUCGUCUAUCAUCCGAAAUUGGGUGUUGUUGCAAAAGAAGAAGCGGACGCCUACGAUCAACAAGGCGAGGUUAUGAUAAAAGCGUCUGAGACGGAAACUGGAGAACGUGGAGGAGCACAAAAGGAGCCAGAUGACAUCGACGACGACUCCAUAAAAGAACCAAACGAGGCAUCAACUAGUGAGGAGACGACGACAAGUACCAUAACGAAACAAGUUUCUGCAUCUUAA